GUUCCACAACCCAGGUUAGUAUUUUCCCGCUAAGCCACAAUGGGAACCGACGACGACAACUGGUCGAUGCAGUGCUGCGAACUGGAUGAUCUGAUUCCCUUGCCGGAAGAUCUGGAAAGCGCCUAUGUCGCACUGGAAAACGGAUCCUACCCGCUGGAGCUGAAUUGGAAGUGUCCCGGCCGGAGGCCUCCUUCGCCGGUGCAAAAAGAUGAACCCAAGGUGACCGAAGCCGUGGAGAAGGAAACACCAACCAAGAACAAGGAAUUUGAUUUCAUGGACGAUGUGCCACUACCUCAGAUGCGUGUCCGCACCCAAAACAGUGGACCGAAGGGAUCGGCCAAGAAGAAGACGACCAACUUUGCCGGGGUGCUGGAUCAGAUGAAGAAGCACGGACGGUUGACUGCGCUGAAGGAAGGUGCGGCUGCUGCGGCAGCCACAACAGGUUCGGGUGCUUCUUCUGGAGGGGGCGGCGCUGGUGGAAGUAGUAAUUAGAUUUAGACUGUGCGGU
Messenger RNA from Ochlerotatus camptorhynchus, 508 nucleotides. It is a transcript of the gene Pa1, whose product is annotated as PTIP associated 1. NCBI's taxonomy places the organism in Eukaryota, Metazoa, Arthropoda, Insecta, Diptera, Culicidae. Gene Ontology annotation, cellular component: MLL3/4 complex. Gene Ontology annotation, biological process: positive regulation of intracellular estrogen receptor signaling pathway; positive regulation of cell cycle G1/S phase transition. The coding region runs from base 40 to 492 and encodes 150 amino acids. Gene Ontology annotation, molecular function: nuclear estrogen receptor binding. The record is from RefSeq and is a predicted model, not a curated record. The transcript has 2 exons.